Messenger RNA from Dujonia railenensis, 789 nucleotides. The record is from the annotation of a GenBank genome assembly. NCBI's taxonomy places the organism in Eukaryota, Fungi, Ascomycota, Pichiomycetes, Serinales, Debaryomycetaceae.
AUGGGAGAAUUUAAGAAGACUUCGAGAGCUGAUCUUUAUGCAUCAGACUCCGAACCUGAGAAUGGCCCUGGAUCAGAGGGUGCUGAACUCUUGGGAUACGGUAAUAUGGACUUUGAAUUUGUAGAAAUAGAUAAUGAAAGCAAUGUAGAAGAUCAGGAAAUAAUCAUUAAAGAGCAAGUAAAGACAAAAGCAAAAAAUGAAGAGAGGCGUGCCAGCAACUCAGGAGGUGACGAAGAAUAUGAUUUCCCAUUGUUUGGAAGCAAAUCCAACAAAGUUGAAAAUCAGAAAGACGAAGAAGAUGAAGAAGUAGCAUUCCCCUUAUUUGGAAAUACUAUGAAAGUGUCAUUAAAAGAAGACAUAGAAGAAACAUUACACCAAGAGAGACCUGCAGAAUUCUAUUUUGCCAGUUACUCGAAAGCCCAAGAGAGCGAAUUCGAGAUUGCAGCAAUCACCUACGAAGAAAUAGAGCGAGAAGCACAUAUAAAACAUACAGAUAAGGCACCAUGGAAAGUGCUUGAUUUGGCGUUGUACAAUAGCAAAAUUGACAAGUUGAAGGCAUUAAAUGAAGAAAAGAAGCGUAAGAUGAGGAAAAGACCUGGUAAGAAGAAGAGAGAAAUGAAGAUCUCCUGUACUAAAAGAAAGGAAGAACGAGCCAAAGUAGAGAAAAAGAUAGAGAAGGAGCAAAAAGCAAAGUUAAAGAAGAAGAUGUUUCACAAGAGAGGUGGUAAGAAGAACAAGAAGAAGGCAGUUGAUCCAGCAAGCAGCAAGCCCAAGUAUAGGACAGAGUAA